Messenger RNA from Phymastichus coffea, 2286 nucleotides. It is a transcript of the gene csul, whose product is annotated as protein arginine N-methyltransferase 5. Gene Ontology annotation, cellular component: cytosol; nucleus. Gene Ontology annotation, biological process: peptidyl-arginine N-methylation; regulation of DNA-templated transcription. Bases 285 to 2174 code for a protein of 629 amino acids. NCBI's taxonomy places the organism in Eukaryota, Metazoa, Arthropoda, Insecta, Hymenoptera, Eulophidae. The transcript is spliced from 12 exons. The record is from RefSeq and is a predicted model, not a curated record.
AAAAAAAUAUACUUCUCAAUGCAAUUUGAAAUAAAUGAAGACUCACGUAUAGCUUUAUUAUAGUGUUGAAGUUUUUUCAUUGUUUGUCAUUGUCUAUACUGUACCACGUGAAUAGAACGUAUAUCCUCGGACAGUCGAAUGUGAACAUAAUAACAAUAAAAUUGCACAUUAUAUUAAUAUUUGUGAUUGCAAAAUGAAUUUACAACAUAGAGUUUCAUAAAUACAACUUGUAACUGUCUUCAUAAUUUGCUAUUAUUAUUUGUAUAUUAAUUAAAUAACUUACAAUGGCUGCUCCAAAGGGUGCUUCUUGCGGCUUAGAUUUUUGUUCAAUUCCAAGUCUAAAAGAUAGUUUGCACAUAGCAAAUUCUUCUAGAUAUCAAUUUGUAACCAUUCCAAUAGUCAAUCCUCAAUUUAAAAGAGAAUUCAUUAGCGGGAGUGCUAAAAAUCGACCAGGACCAUGGGCACGGUCAGAUAUGAUAUUGUGUAGCUCAGAUUGGAAUACUUUGGUUGUUGGAAAACUUUCACCUCAUAUAUACGUUGACGCUCAAGUGCCUUUUGUAGCCAAAAAUAGCGAAGAAGCUUUAUCUCAAGAAUUAGCACUAGCAACUCACUUGGGAUUGUGUGCUAUCACUUUUAAGUUAAAAGGAAAUUUGGACCAAAAUAUGAAUUUAGCUAGAAUAAUUUUUGAUAAAAUUGGUGCAACACCUCAUUUUAUGACACAAGUGUGGGUACAAAUACCAAUGGAAAAUCCAAUGAAACAAGCUUAUUCAUAUAGAGAAGAUGUAGACGUAGAUAGUAUGGAGAUUGAAAGUACUUGGCACUGGUGGAAUAAUUUUAGAGUUGUCUGUGAUUAUGAUAAAAAAUUAAUUGUCGCCUUAAUUGUUAGUCAUGAUCUUCCAGAUCAAAAUGAGAUUGAUAGAUGGCUGGGUGAACCUGUAAAAUGUUUGAUUAUACCCACAACAGUAUUUAUUACCAAUAAGAGAGGAUUUCCCGUGUUAAGUAAAGCUCAUCAAAUAAUGGUUAAAAAAUUCUGUGCAUUUGAUGUACAAUUUGUCAUAAGUGGUGCUAAUAGACAUGAAAAUAUAGCUAUCUAUCUUCAUUAUAUUGAUCAUUUGUGGAAAAACUGGCAACCUGAUGGACCAAUUGAACGUUUUGCCCGUGGAUUUGAAGAUUAUCUUCAAUGUCCCUUGCAACCAUUAAUGGAUAACUUGGAAUCUGGGACUUAUGAAGUUUUUGAAAAAGAUCCUAUAAAAUACGCAGAAUAUCAAUCAGCCAUUCAGAAUGCAUUAACAGACUUGGGGUUGAAGAAAAAGCAAUUAAAUGAUAAAGAGCCUAUCGUUGUUAUGGUUGUUGGUGCUGGACGUGGACCGUUAGUUCGUGCUGCUUUGAAUGCUUCUAUUAAUGCAAAACAAAAAAUUAAAGUAUAUGCUGUUGAAAAGAAUCCAAAUGCAGUUCUGACUUUACAAGCUUUACAACAAGAAAUGUGGAAAGACCUUGUUACAAUUGUAGCGUGUGAUAUGCGAGAAUGGAAUGCACCUGAGAAAAGUGAUAUUUUAGUUUCGGAGCUAUUAGGAUCUUUUGGUGACAAUGAAUUAUCUCCAGAAUGUUUGGAUGGCGUUCAACAGUUUUUAAAAGAUGACGGGAUCAGUAUACCGUGUUCAUAUACUUCUUACAUAGCUCCAGUUCAAUCACCUAGAUUAUACAAUGAAGUUAGAGGAUGUAAAGAGAAAGACAAACACCCAUUAGCUCACUUUGAAAUGCCUUACGUUGUUCACUUACAGAAUAAAUAUGAUAUUGAUUUGCCACAGCCACUUUUUACCUUUUAUCACCCAAAUAGAGAUGCUAAAGUUGAUAAUUCAAGAUAUGGCAAAAAUACAUUUAAGGCAAAACAAGAUUGCGUCCUUCAUGGAUUUUCAGGAUAUUUUGAUGCAGUUUUAUACAAAAAUAUAAAGAUUAGUAUUGAACCAAGAACUCACAGUCCUAGAAUGUUUAGUUGGUUUCCAAUUUUCUUUCCAAUAAAGGAUCCAAUAACUUUGAAAGCUAAUGACGAAAUAGUUAGCCAUUUUUGGCGCCGUUGUAAUUCAAAGAAUGUUUGGUAUGAAUGGACGAUAGAAAAACCAAUACCCAUUCCAAUUCACAACCCUUGUGGAAGGUCUUCUUUAAUUGGAUUGUAAAUAGGAAUCUACGGCUCAUCUGUGAAAUUAAUUUCUGGAAUUGUACCAAUGAUUUUUUUAUUUUCACACAGUGAAGUUGAUCUUUUAAGUUGAAUUAACAACGAUACCGAUU